This is a messenger RNA of Paramisgurnus dabryanus, 2199 nucleotides long. It is a transcript of the gene bckdk, whose product is annotated as branched chain ketoacid dehydrogenase kinase. Gene Ontology annotation, biological process: protein phosphorylation; regulation of glucose metabolic process. Gene Ontology annotation, molecular function: pyruvate dehydrogenase (acetyl-transferring) kinase activity. The record is from RefSeq and is a predicted model, not a curated record. NCBI's taxonomy places the organism in Eukaryota, Metazoa, Chordata, Actinopteri, Cypriniformes, Cobitidae. Gene Ontology annotation, cellular component: mitochondrion.
AAGACUGGCGUUUUCUCGCCUCCUCAUUAUUUCACAUCUAGCGAUGUGAUGGUGCUAGAGACGUGCCAUUGUGCACGAACAAAAUUUCGGUUUUGGAUGGCGAGGUAGACGGGUAUACGAGUUAAACCAGAGACAGGGAUUUUUAUUUUUGUUUUUUAGUGUCUUUACGUUAGUGGAGUGACAAAAUGAACGGACGCGUGACAGGCCAGGCCAUGGAGCUGCUGGGCAACGGCGGCUGCCGGAUCAUCAUGACCAGAUUCUUUCUGUCCCCAUCAACCAAAACCGUAGAGAAAUAUAACGUUAACAAAAGGUUUCGAUCGACGUCGUCUGUUUCAAGCCAUUCUGAACUGGCUCGGGAGAGGUCCAAAACAGUUACCUCGUUUUACAAUCAGUCUGCCAUCGAUGCAUCAGCCGAGAAGCCUUCUGUCAGACUGACGCCAGGCACUAUGCUUUAUGCAGGGAAGUCUCCCGAUGGUCAACAUAUCCUGAGCAGUGCCAAGUACCUACACAAAGAGCUGCCUGUCCGUAUCGCCCAUCGCAUUAAAGGGUUUCGCAGUCUGCCCUUUAUCAUCGGCUGUAACCCAACCAUCCUCCAAGUGCACGAGCUUUAUAUCAGGGCCUACCAUAAGCUGAGUGACUUCCCAGCCAUUAAAGACCUGGAGACUGAAGCUCGCUAUAGCAAACUUGUAAAACAGCUUCUCGAUGAUCAUAAAGAUGUCGUCACAAUGCUCGCUGAGGGAUUCAGGGAAUGUCGUAAACACAUUGUGGUGGAGAAUUUGGUUCGUAACUUCUUGGACACAACGUUGACGUCUCGUCUUGGCAUCCGCAUGCUGGCCACACACCACAUUGCCCUGCAUGAGGAUAAUCCGGACUUCGUAGGCAUCAUAUGUCGACGCCUUUCACCUAAAAAGAUCAUCGAGAAAUGGGUGGAUUUUGCUAGGCGGCUCUGUGAGCAUCAGUAUGGAAACUCGCCACGGGUUCGAAUCAACGGCCAUGUGGCGGCCCGUUUCCCUUUCAUUCCACUGCCUCUGGAUUACAUCCUGCCUGAGCUGCUGAAGAAUGCCAUGAGGGCCACUAUGGAGAGUCACCUGGACACCCCGUACAAUGUGCCUGAUGUGGUGGUCACCAUCGCCAACAACGACACAGACUUUGUCAUCAGGAUCUCAGACCGUGGUGGUGGUAUCCCUCACAGCAUUUUGGAUAAGGUGAUGGAUUACCACUUCAGCACAGCUGAAGAGAGUACACAAGAUCACGGCAUGAACAAUCUUUUUAACAACAUGACCAACAGCGGUCCUCAGUCUGGACCCAUGCAUGGGUUCGGCUUUGGUCUGCCCACAUCUCGAGCGUAUGCAGAGUACUUGGGUGGUUCUUUGGCCAUUCAGUCAAUGCAGGGCAUUGGAACAGAUGUCUACCUGCGCCUUCGACACAUCGAUGGAAAAGGAGAGAGCUUUAGAGUUUGACAUACGUGUCUGUUCGUUGACAUCGUUUUAAUGGUUAACCUUUCACUCCAUUUUCUGGCGGACAAUAUAUACCACAACUUAAAUUUUGGAUUUCUUUUUUUGCAGCUGAUGCGUGUUGUGCAUGAGGGUUGUAAUUGGACACAACUUUGGGAAAUGCGUGUUUGUGUAUGUCCCUGUCAUUAAAAAAAAAUUGAAAACCUUCAGCCUUAAGAAUGCUAGGUCAUAUAUUAGGUUUCAUAAUCUGGCAUGUUCCUCAUAUUCAUAUGUAAAUAUUAGCAAUAUUUUGCCUUACAGAAAAAGACUGAUUGAAAAUAUGUUGUCAGUCUUGCUUCACUUGUCCACUGUGAUCAUUUACAUUAACCACAGGUUUAGGGGUUUGUUGUAUAUUUACUGCUUGAAAUGGUAUGAUGUAUGUUAGCAAGCUAGUUUUGUUUUUUUCAUUUGGAAUUUUUAUCCAUCAAACAGUGUUUAUUAGUGAUGUUAAUAUUUGAAUAGAAUUUUUUUUUACGCCCUAGUCAUCAGCAAAUGUGGUAUCUCGUGGAUGUAUUCGUUUCAUGUUACAAGUUUUCAAACCUGUUUGAGACCCGGUGAGCUUUUUGGUUAAAAAAACCUGCUGAUUGAACUGCUGGAAAAGUUCAGGUUACACGCAUAACAAUAGCACAAAGUACUACAUAAUUGAUUUUGAAUAGAGUGUCUGUGGUUUCUUUUCAUGUUGAAAUAAAUCAAGCAAUGGAGAUGA